AUGACCUACAAUCCCGGUACCAACAUGACCUACAAUCCCAGUACCAAUGUGAUCUACAAUCCCAGUACCAAUAUGAUCUACAAUCCCAGUACCAAUAUGAUCUACAAUCCCAGUACCAACAUAAUCUACAAUCCCGGUACAAAUAUGAUCUCCAAUCCCAGUACCAAUAUGAUCUACAAUCCCGGUACCAAUAUGAUCUAUAAUCCUAGUACCAAUAUGACCUACAAUCCCAGUACCAAUAUGAUCUACAAUCCCGGUACCAAUAUGAGCUACAAUCCCAGUACCAAUAUGAUCUACAAUCCCAGUACCAAUAUGAUCUAUAAUCCUAGUACCAAUAUGACCUACAAUCCCGGUACCAAUAUGAGCUACAAUCCCAGUACCAACAGGAACUACAGUCCCGGAAACAGUAUGAUCUACAAUCCCAGUACCAACAGGAACUACAGUCCCGGAACUAAUAUGAUCUACAAUCCCAGUUCUAAUAUGAUCUACAAUCCCAGUACCAAUAUGAUCUACAAUCCCGGUACCAAUAUGAUCUACAAUCCCGGAACCAAUAUGAACUACAAUCCCGGUACCAAUAUGAUCUACAAUCCCAGUACCAACAGGAACUAUAAUCCCGGAACUAAUAUGAUCUACAAUCCCAGUUCUAAUAUGAUCUACAAUCCCAGUACCAAUAUGAUCUACAAUCCCGGUACCAAUAUGAUCUACAAUCCCGGAACCAAUAUGAACUACAAUCCCGGUACCAAUAUGAUCUACAAUCCCAGUACCAACAGGAACUAUAAUCCCGGAACUAAUAUGAUCUACAAUCCCAGUUCUAAUAUGAUCUACAAUCCCAGUACUAAUAUGAUCUACAAUCCCGGAACCAGUAUGAACUACAAUCCCGGUACCAAUAUGAUCUAA
Messenger RNA from Pecten maximus, 897 nucleotides. RefSeq names its product circumsporozoite protein-like. The coding region runs from base 1 to 897 and encodes 298 amino acids. The record is from RefSeq and is a predicted model, not a curated record. Lineage: Eukaryota; Metazoa; Mollusca; Bivalvia; Pectinida; Pectinidae. The transcript has a single exon.